AUGUACCAUCGAUACAUAGCAUGUGCACGUAAGUCACUAAGUCGCUUCAUCGAUUUUAGAAGAAAACUUGUGAGCAGGGUUUUCAUGGCCCUAAAACAAAAAAACGUCGAGAAUGGCUGUCUUUAUGAACCUCUGCAAACUAUUCCGCCAUCUGAAACAAACGAAAAUGUUACUCCAAUGGUUGAAGCAGGAACGUUAAGUAAACUUACAUUCUGGUGGCUAAAUCCUUUGAUGAUAAAAGGAAAAACUAAAGUUCUUGACGACAAAGACAUCCCAAAGUUACGAAGAGAAGAUACAGCUAAAGAAUGCUAUUCCAGAUUCAUGGAGACGAUGAAGAAGCGACGUGCUUCCGGUGGUCGUGGUGAUUCCGAUCCGUCGAUAUUGUCAACACUGUUCGUUUGGCAAUGUAAAGAGGUCGUGAUCACAGGCUUCUUUGCACUAAUAAAAGUGCUCGCUUUGGCUUCUGGACCUUUGAUUCUACGAGCUUUCAUUAGGGUUUUCCAAGGGAAAGAAAGCUUUGAGCAUGAAGGUUACUUUCUGGCGUUAGGUCUGCUACUAGCGAAAUGUCUAGAAUCGGUAUCGGAGAGACAACUAAAGUUUGGGAGUAGAGUGAUCGGACUCCAAGUGAAAUCGAUGUUAUGUGCAGCCAUUUAUCAGAAGCAACUCCGGCUAUCCAACGAUGCUAAAUUGAGUUACUCCUCCGGUCAAAUAAUGAACUACGCCACCGUUGAUGCUACUAGAAUCGGCGAGUUCCCGUUUUGGUUUCAUCGGGUAUGGAUGAUACCUCUUCAGAUAUGUCUGGCGAUAGUUAUAAUCUAUUUUUCAGUGGGAGUUGCAACAUUUGCAUCUGUUCUAGUAGUAACGUUGACAGUUCUUGGAAAUAUCCCGUUGGGUAAGUUGCAACAUGAAAACUUAACAGGACUUAUGAUGACACAAGACCGAAGAUUGAAGGGUAUAACGGAGGCUGUUACAAACAUGAAGGUUUUGAAGUUGUAUGCAUGGGAGAUGCAUUUCCGGGAGGUGGUUGGAAAGUUGAGAAACGAAGAGAUUAGAUGGUUAUCGGCUGUUAUCUCACAAAGAGGCGUCUACUUGGCUCUUUAUUGGUCGUCUCCGGCGGUUGUAGCAGUAGUUACGUUUUGGUCGUGUUAUUUGUUGGGAAUCCCACUUGAUGCAGGUAAUGUGUUCACGUUUCUGGCAACAAUUCGGAUCAUUCAGGAGCCUAUUCAGAGCAUUCCCGAUGUUGCAGCUGUGUUUAUCGAAGCAAGUGUAGCGUUAGCUCGUGUUGUUAAGUUUCUUGAGGCGCCUGAAUUGCAGAAAGAGGGAACAAGUCAUGUGAAUGUGGAAGAUGAUCAAGAUCUAUCUGUAAUAAUCAAAUGUGAGAGGAUUUCAUGGAAUGAUGAUUCAUCAAAACCGACCCUAACCCAUGUAAAUCUUGAGGUUUCAACAGGCAAAAAGGUGGCAAUAUGUGGAGAGGUCGGGUCGGGUAAAUCGACUCUUAUAUCUGCCAUUCUAGGAGAGGUUCCCAACAUAGAAGGCACGGUUGAAGUUUAUGGCAAGGUGGCAUACGUUUCGCAAACAGCAUGGAUCCAAACAGGGACUAUUCAAGAAAAUAUUAUGUUUGGAAUGUUGAUGGAUGAGGAAAAGUAUGAAAAAGUAGUAGCACAAUGCUCACUUGUGAAGGAUAUCGAGAUGUUUCCGUUUGGAGACCAAACAAUUAUAGGAGAACGAGGCAUAAAUCUUAGUGGUGGACAAAAACAACGAAUUCAACUUGCUCGGGCAUUAUAUCAAGAUGCAGAUACAUACCUCUUGGAUGAUCCGUUCAGUGCAGUUGAUGCACAUACUGCAUCCAGUCUGUUCAAGGAAUACAUCAUGGAUGCUCUAUCUAGCAAGACGGUGUUGCUUGUAACUCACCAAGUCGAUUUCUUGCCAGUUUUUGACGAUAUACUGUUAAUGGUAGACGGGAAGAUCGUGCAAACAGGAACAUAUGAGAAAUUACUUGCAUCUUGUAGAGAGUUCAAAAACCUUAUGAUCACACUUAGGGAUACUUCCACUUUAGAUAAUCAAGAAGCACAUGAUGAUUCUCAACACGGAUUUAAAGCUCUAUUUCAACAAAACCAAAAAACUAAUCCUAAAGAAGAAAUUGUAGGAGAACAAUUGCUUAAGCAAGAAGAAAAAGAAGCAGGGGACACGGGUUUUAAACCGUACAAACAAUAUCUUAGCCAGAGCAACGGUGUUUUCUACUUCUCUAUGUUGGUUUUGAUAAAUUUUGUGUACAUAAUCGGGCAGGUGUUGCAAAAUCUAUGGUUGGCUAAGGAAGUGCACAGUUUUGGUGUAAACCAUAGGAACAUGUUGCUAGUAUACACGAUCCUCGCUUUCAUGGUUAUAAUCUUAUUAUUUAGUAGAUCUUAUUUUGCUGUUAAACUAGGGGCUAAGACGUCGAUAACAAUGUUUAUGAAGUUGAUUACAUCACUUUUUCGAGCACCAAUGGCCUUCUAUGACUCAACACCUAUCGGAAGGAUCAUCAGUCGGGUGUCAUCCGAUCUUAGCAUUGUGGACCUUGAAUUGGCAAUAAAGCUUACGAUGUGCGUAGGAGCAACGAUGAAUGCUUACUUAAGCUUUGGGGUCUUGGCGUUCCUAACUUGGCCUACUUUGUUCAUUAUCAUUCCCACGGUUUAUGUAACGAUACUUCUACAGAAAUUCUACAACGCUUCUGCAAAGGAGUUGAUGCGAUUAGAUGGCACGAGUAAGUCAUUAGUAGCAAGCCAUCUUGCACAGUCAAUUGCCGGAGCCGUAACCAUCCGUGCGUUUAGCAAAGAAGAUCGUUUCUUUCUAGAACAUAUGCACCUUAUUGAUGGCAACGCGAGUCCAUUUUUUCAUAGUUUUUCAGCAAAUGAGUGGUUGAUCCAACGUCUUGAAAUGCUAUGUGCACUUGUUGUUUCAUUGUCUGCCUUGGCCAUAACUUUGCUUCCAUUUCAAGCUUCUGACUCAGGUAUCAUUGGAAUGACUCUUUCCUAUGGGCUCUCAUUGAACGUUGCCCUUGUUGCUUCCAUCCAAUUUCAAUGCCAACUUUCAAAUCAGAUAGUUUCAAUUGAAAGACUAGAGCAAUACAUGCAUAUUCCUAGUGAAGCCCCAGAAAUCAUAGAAGCCAAUCGUCCCUCAACAAGUUGGCCAAGUAUCGGUAGAGUUGAUAUCCAAAACCUUAAAAUUAGAUAUCAACCGAAUUCCCCAUUGGUUCUUCAAGGAAUCAAUUGUGUAUUUGAAGGAGGACAUAAAAUUGGAAUUGUUGGAAGGACAGGGAGUGGAAAAACAACUUUGAUAGGUGCUUUGUUUCGACUAGUGGAACCUACACAAGGAAGGAUUGUUAUAGAUGACUUAGAUAUCACUUCUAUUGGCCUUCAUGACCUUCGAUCAAGUUUUGGUAUCAUCCCACAAGAACCAACUCUAUUUAGUGGCUCCAUUCGAUAUAAUCUUGAUCCCCUAGCAGAACAUAGUGAUCACGAACUGUGGAAGGUUCUUGAAAAAUGCCAACUUCGAGAGGUGAUUCAAGAUAAAAAAGAGGGGUUAGACUCGUUAGUUGUGCAAGAUGGCUUGAAUUGGAGUUUGGGACAACGGCAACUAUUCUGUUUAGGAAGAGCCCUUUUGAAGAGACGAAAGAUAUUGAUACUUGAUGAAGCCACAGCCUCAAUCGACAAUUCAACAGAUACAAUUAUCCAAAAAACAAUUCGGGAAGAAUUUCAAGAUUGUACAGUAAUAACAGUUGCACAUAGAAUACCAACUGUUAUAGACUGCACAGUGGUACUUGUUAUGAAGGAUGGAAAGGUGAUGGAGUAUGACAAGCCCAUGAAACUGAUGAAUGAAUCGGCUUCCUUAUUCACGCAGCUUGUUAAUGAAUAUUGGUCACAACAUAAAGCCUCAGGAUUAAACUAGGUAAGAUUUGUGCUACGAAAAUAAUCCACAUAUAUUCCUCCUAACAACGACUUUUCUUGUAGUGUGAACUGUGUAUAAUUUCAUAUCCCUUUUCUCAUUUUUUAGAUCAAGUGAGACCUCAUAAGAUGCAAUGCCAAUCAAUAAUUAGAUUUUCUCCUUGAUCAUGAAGAAAUUGAGAAUUAUCGCCAUGUAAUUUACCUUUUUAGAUCAAGAUGCAAUGCCUUAUGAUUUGGUUUAAAAAGGAAAAACUAUAUAUCAUCUAUUUUAAGUUUUUAA
Messenger RNA from Lactuca sativa (garden lettuce), 4203 nucleotides. The record is from RefSeq and is a predicted model, not a curated record. NCBI's taxonomy places the organism in Eukaryota, Viridiplantae, Streptophyta, Magnoliopsida, Asterales, Asteraceae.